AUGUUACGUUCGGCUGUGACCGGCGGUAUGGUGGGCCUACCGCCGCCGCCGCACGCGCGCCUGUCGCUCUUCGACUCGUGUCACAGGAAGAUCCGACUCAUCAGCGGUGGUCCUGUUGCAUUUCUAGGAGGAUUAGUUUCAUUCAUUAAAUUUUGCAAAGCGGCACGCCGGGAGUUCAUUAUGGCCUCGAUUAACACGGUCUUCGCCUUGAGCAAACCUCUGAAGCAAUUAGACGUUGGUCAUGGAGCGCUGGUGACGGCAGCGGGCAGUACCGCACCGGCAUCGGCAUCGGCAUCGCCAAAGACCCGCAAUCACGUACAUGCAGCGUACAAUCGUAGAUCUUCCCUCACAUUUUGGCUGGUUGAUGGCCAUGUUCGAUACUGUAUUAUAAAAAUAGCAUAUACUUCCAUGUGCCUCGACGUCGUGAUCACCUACAUGUAA
Messenger RNA from Danaus chrysippus (African queen), 441 nucleotides. NCBI's taxonomy places the organism in Eukaryota, Metazoa, Arthropoda, Insecta, Lepidoptera, Nymphalidae. The record is from the annotation of a GenBank genome assembly.